CCAAAUGUUGGCACCGCCUUAUUAACAUUUCAGCAGAAUGUUAAGUUACUACCGUUACUGUUAACUAAACAGCUGAUGAUUGUCUGCCGAGCCGCUCAAUUGAAAUUAGUUUUGAGGAAUUUAUUUGUUUGCAAUGGAGCUGCCUCCGCGUAUUGUUUAUGUGUGUAGUCUGUGCUUGCGGCAAUAUGAUUUACUGGAGGAUCUGCGUGGCCACAUGAUGUUAUACCACAAGUGUGAGCCAAUCAAAUCAACGUCCAGGCAAGGCUCGUUGCCAAAGCAAAAUGCCAAGAAAACGGAGUCUCAGGAUCAAAAUGAAGAGUCCUUGACGCCGCCACCCCUGCCAUUUAGAGACUUUCGGGUGGUGCUGCAUGCAAAUCAGCAAUUGCCUUGCGAUGCCAGCAGCACCUGCAUCUAUAAAUUUGAGGACAUCCAAAAGCUGGCAAUGCACGGCAAGUGCCACAAGGACGCCGGCUUCAGUUGCAGCGAGUGCGGUGCCGAUAUGCCCAACUGGCGACGCUGCUCCCUACAUCUGUGGAAGGUGCAUCAAUUGGAUGUCGAUCUGCUGCAAUGUCCCGCAAUCGGCUGCGACUAUAAGUCGCCCAUCUCGGCGCUCGUCUGGCGGCACAUGCGUGUGCACAGGCGAUGGCGCGCCAGGGUCAUGCGGCGCGAGCUGCUCCUGCGUCGGCGAGCCCAGAAGCAACAGCAGGAGGAGGAGCAGCAGCAGCAGCAGCGCGAGGCGACAGCGUCGCAAGCUCAGCCACAGGCUGCCACAGCCAAGAAGAACAAAUAUUAUGCGGAGAAAACCUGCGAGAUUUGUCAACGCAAAUUCGUCAAUGGCAAAACACUCUCCAAGCACGUGAAGACUGUGCACAACAAGAUAAAACCCUUUAUUUGCAAUGUCUGCGGCAAGAAGACAGCGCGCAAGGCUAGCCUAAUAAUACACAUGCGCCAGCACACGGGCGAAAAGCCGCUGAAGUGUGAGCAUUGCAAGUUCUCCACGCGUGAUCCCAGCUCGCUUUACAAGCAUCGCCAGCGACAUGGGAAUCAGGCAGCUCUUCCAAAUCCCAGAAUGGACAGCCAAAUGUAGGACAAGGAACUGCAGCUAUAUUUAAGUAGUAAGCGUUAAACAGAUUUGAUUUGAAUUUAAAUGUUCAUUUAUUGAGUUUACGUUUUGUCCAUUUAAUGUUAAUAUCAUUUUAGAAUCUGAUAUGAUUUUGGUUUUUUUUUGUUUUGUUUUUUUGUAUUUUUUUUUACAACAUUUUAAUUUAGCUUAUGUUGGUUUAAGUUUUUGUUUAGUUACGGGUUUAUCUUUCUUUUGGUUUUUAACUUUUUAUUUUUAAGUUUAAACUAGUUUUUUUUUUAUUUUAAAAAUCUAACCUUAUGUGGUCUUUGCAAUUUUUGACGCUCUUCCGCGUUUUCUGGUAAUUUGCCUCAGUCCAUUUUAAUGAGAUCGGCGCACACAUAUAUAUAUAUAUAUAUAUAUGUGUGUAUAUGUGUGUUUAUAUAUAUUUAAUUGUAUUUGCCUAAUUGUAUAUAACUGAUCAAUCUAAAUAAUUAGUUCAAUUAUGAUUGCGUUUGUAUGUUUAAUUUAAUUGAAUUGAAUUUAAUUUAUUAAGUACUUUUUCUUGAAAUUGUUUUCAAUCAAUAAUCCAACGAUUCCGAUCUCCAAGAAUCGUAGAUAUAUAUGCGUGUAUGUGUGUAUGAAGUAUUCUCUACUAGUUGCUCAAAAUCGUUUCAAAUGAAAUAUGUUUUUGUAUUUUUGUUUUUUAUUGUCUGCGUUUGAUUUGAACAUCAAAACGUUUUUCGUUUUCCACUAUUUUCGAGUGUAUUUAACAUAGGCAUCAUCUGUUUUCAGUUAUAGAUAAAUCUUGAAUAUGUUUGAUAAAUAAAACGCGAUGUGUAAAAUUGUUAAA
Drosophila montana is the source of this 1913-nucleotide messenger RNA. RefSeq names its product zinc finger protein 879. Gene Ontology annotation, cellular component: nucleus. Gene Ontology annotation, biological process: regulation of transcription by RNA polymerase II. Gene Ontology annotation, molecular function: RNA polymerase II transcription regulatory region sequence-specific DNA binding; DNA-binding transcription factor activity, RNA polymerase II-specific. The record is from RefSeq and is a predicted model, not a curated record. Lineage: Eukaryota; Metazoa; Arthropoda; Insecta; Diptera; Drosophilidae.